Molecule: messenger RNA, 4422 nt
Organism: Peniophora sp. CBMAI 1063
Lineage: Eukaryota; Fungi; Basidiomycota; Agaricomycetes; Russulales; Peniophoraceae
Source: the annotation of a GenBank genome assembly
AUGGCCGAGUACAACGAGAAGGUCUCCUCCGAGGAGAACCAUUCUCCUACCGGGACCGUCGUAGACGGUACCCACGGCGAUCUCUCACAUGCGGCUGAGCGGGAAGUUAUUGCGCUCGCGCGCACAAUGACCCAGGCGUCCAAGCACGCAGGGGACGACUCUGAUGUGGUGGACAACCCGUUCGAGGGCUCGACCGACCCCGCACUCGACCCGUCCAGCGGUCACUUCAAUAUGGAGAUGUGGCUCAAGCGCAUAUUGCACAUUCAAUCCCGGGACCCAGAGCACUUCCCGAAGCGUACGGCUGGCGUCAGCUGGAAGAACUUGAAUGUGCACGGAUACGGCAAUGCGACGGACUACCAGAAGAACGUCGUCAAUGUGAUCACCACUUUGCCCGGUUACAUUCGCAGCCUGUUCAGGCGUCGAUCUGGCAAGCGCAUUGACAUUUUGCGCAAUUUCGAGGGUGUCCUUCGUGAGAGCGAAAUGCUUGUCGUUCUCGGUCGUCCUGGUGCCGGUUGCUCCACUCUGCUCAAGACCAUCACCGGCGAGACGCACGGCUUCUUCAUUGAAGACGAGCAAUGCAUCAACUACCAGGGCAUCACGUUCGACCGCAUGCACAAGGAGUUCCGCGGCGAGACUAUCUACAACGCCGAGGUUGACGUGCACUUCCCCAAUCUGACUGUUGGCGACACUCUCACCUUCGCUGCACAAGCGCGCACCCCGCACACGCGCAUGCCGGGCAUUUCCCGCGAGCAGUACGCCGCGCACAUGCGGGACGUCAUUAUGGCCGUUUUCGGUAUUUCGCACACCUUCAACACCAAAGUCGGUAACGACUUCAUUCGCGGUGUGUCAGGUGGCGAGCGCAAGCGUGUCUCCCUCGCCGAAGUCGCUCUCGCUGGAAGUCCCCUUCAAUGCUGGGAUAACUCCACGCGUGGUCUCGACUCGGCCAGCGCUCUCGAGUUCGUCCGCACUUUGCGCCUGCAAACCAAGUACAUGGGUUCGUCUGCGGCUGUCGCUAUCUACCAGGCUUCGCAGGACAUCUACGACGUGUUCGACAAGGUCGUGGUACUUUACGAGGGUCGCCAGAUCUACUUCGGUCCAUGCGGCGCCGCGAAGGCCUUCUUCGUUGACAUGGGAUUCCACUGUCUGCCUCGUCAGACGACCGCCGAUUUCCUUACGUCUCUCACCAACCCUGCGGAGCGUCUUGUGCGCCCCGGCUUCGAAGGCCAAGUUCCGCGUACGCCGGACGAGUUUGCCAAGCGGUGGCAAGAAAGUGCCGACCGUCAGGCCCUGCUUCAGGACAUCGCCUCCUUCGACCGCGAAUUCUCGACGAGCGAGACUCAGGCGUACCAAACCAUGCUUGCCAAUCGUCGUCUCACGCAGUCCCAGUCUCUUCGUCCCCGGUCGCCGUACACGAUCUCCGUCCCGAUGCAGAUCAAGCUCUGCCUUACCCGCGCAUUCUCCCGGUUACGCCUCGACAUGUCCAUCUUCUUCACACAGGUCUUCUCCAACGUCAUCAUGGGUCUUGUUAUCAGUUCCAUUUUCUACAACUUGCCUUCCGAUACGAGCUCAUUCUACAACCGCGGUUCCUUGCUAUUCUUCGCUAUCCUCAUGAACGCCUUCCAGUCCAAUCUCGAGAUCUUGCAAUUGUACGAGCAGCGUCCCAUCGUCGAAAAACACAAACGUAUGGCCAUGUAUCACCCGUUCGCCGAAGCUAUAGCGUCCAUGAUUUGCGAUCUGCCUGCCAAGAUCCUCACCGGCGUCUCGUUCAACCUCGUACUGUAUUUCAUGACCAACCUUCGGCGUGAACCUGGAGCGUUCUUCAUCUUCCUGCUGUUUUCGUUCACCAUUACGCUUGCCAUGUCUAUGAUCUUCCGUACCAUCGGUGCCAGCAGUAAGACCAUCGCGCAAGCCAUGACGCCUGCCUCGAUCAUCCUGUUGGCCCUGAUCAUCUACACCGGCUUCGUCGUUCCCACCCCGAACAUGCACGGCUGGGCUCGCUGGAUCAACUGGAUCGACCCCAUUGCAUACGCAUUCGAGGCGCUCAUGGUGAACGAGUUCGACGGGCGUACCUUCCCUUGCGUUACGUACGUUCCCACGGGCCCAGGCUACACCGACCGCGCGAGCCAGAUUUGCGCGGUCGUCGGUGGUGUCGCGGGCGCAAGUAGCGUCGAGGGCCGUGUCUACGUCAACCAGUCGUACCAGUACUUCAAGGGUCACCUUUGGCGCAACUUCGGCAUCCUCCUUGGUUUCACCGUCUUCUUCUGCGCCGUCUACCUGCUCGCCGUCGAGUUCGUUACCUCUGCUAAGUCCAAGGGCGAGGUUCUUGUUUUCCGUCGCGGCCACACUCCCGCGGAGCUCAAGAUGGUCCGCAAAGACGAUGAGGAGGCUGGCACGCCUAUCGGCAAGGUCGAGUUCGAUCAGGCGAUCCAGGAGAAGGCCGACCAGGCUGUGGCUAUCAUUCAGGAGCAGACCGCUAUCUUCCACUGGGAGGAUGUUACCUACGACGUCAAGGUCAAGGGUGGUCAGCGUCGCCUGCUCGAUCACGUCGACGGUUGGGUUGAACCCGGCAAGCUUACUGCGCUCAUGGGUGCUUCGGGCGCUGGCAAGACGACGCUUCUUGAUGUGCUCGCUUCUCGCGUCACCAUGGGUGUCGUUGGUGGCAGCAUGUUGGUCGACGGCAACGAGCGCGACGAGUCCUUCCAGCGCAAGACCGGCUACGUUCAACAGCAGGACUUGCAUCUCGAGACGUCCACGGUCCGCGAGGCGCUCCUGUUCAGCGCGCGCUUGCGUCAGCCCCGCAGCGUUCCCGAUUCGGAGAAGAAAUCCUACGUCCAGGAGAUCAUCAACUUGCUCGAGAUGGAGAAGUACGCCGACGCCGUCGUCGGUGUGCCCGGUGAAGGUCUCAACGUCGAGCAGCGCAAGCGCCUCACGAUCGGUGUCGAGCUCGUCGCCAAGCCUGAGCUUCUCCUGUUCCUUGACGAGCCGACGUCCGGUCUCGACUCGCAGACUGCCUGGUCCAUCUGUACGCUCCUCCGCAAGCUCGCCAACCACGGCCAGGCUAUCCUGUGCACGAUCCAUCAGCCCAGCGCCCUGCUCUUCCAGUCCUUUGAUCGCCUCCUAUUCCUCCAGUCUGGCGGAAAGACGGUCUACUUCGGCGACAUCGGCGAGAACAGCCACAUCCUUACGCAGUACUUCGAGCGCCAAGGCGCGCCGGCUUGCCCUCCCGACGCCAACCCGGCUGAGUGGAUGCUUCACGUCAUCGGUGCCGCUCCUGGUUCGAACGCCGUUCGCGACUUCUCGGAGGCAUGGCGCGGUAGCAAGGAGCUCAUCGCCGUCAAGGCUCAUCUCGCUGAGCUCCGCGCGAACCCGAAGCACCACAACGCGGCUGACGACAUCGAGGCUCACCGUGCAUUCGCUGCGUCGGCGUGGCAGCAGUUCUACUAUGUCACCCACCGUGUCUUCCAGCAACUCUGGCGUACUCCGAGCUACAUCUGGGCCAAGCUUAUCCUGUGUAUCCUCACCGGUCUCUUCAUCGGCUUCACGUUCUUCAAAGCCGGUCGUACGAUCCAGGACUUGCAGGACCAGAUGUUCUCAGUGUUCAUGUUGCUCAUCGUCUUCGGAUCCCUCGUCAACCAGGCCAUGCCACACUUCGUCACCCAGCGCGACCUGUACGAGGUCCGCGAGCGCCCAUCCAAGGCGUACUCCUGGAAGGCCUUCAUGUUGGCGAACAUCUUGGUCGAGUUGCCGUGGAACACGUUGGCCGCGGUCACGCUGUUCUUCACGUACUACUACCCGAUUGGCCUGUACCGCAACGCUCAGUUCACGGAUGCGGUUACCGAGCGCGGCGGUCUUUUCUUCGCUUUCAUCUGGCAAUUCCUGUUGUUCACGUCGACGUUCACCCACAUGAUCAUCGCCGGUAUCCCCGACGCUGUCACUGGUGGUAACUUGGCCAACUUGCUCUUCUCGCUUUGCUUGGUGUUCAACGGUGUUCUGGCUCCUCCCACCGGUCCGACUGCCUUCCCACACUUCUGGAUCUUCAUGUACCGGGUCUCGCCGUUCACCUACCUCGUGGACGGUAUGCUCUCUGUCGCUGUGGCCAACUCGCCCGCGGAGUGCUCUGCCAUCGAGAACUCGAUCGUCAACCCUCCAGCCGGACAGACGUGCGGCGAGUACUUCCAGAGCUACAUGAGCCUCGCUGGUGGUUCUCUCGCCAACCCCGACGCCACGAGCAACUGUUCGUUCUGCCAGGUCACCGAGACCAACACCUUCCUCGCUAGCGUCUCGUCCUCGUACGACCACAGGUACCGCAACUUCGGUAUUCUCUGGGUCUACAUCAUAUUCAACGCCUGCGCCGCACUGUUCUUCUACUGGCUCGCGCGCGUGCCGAAGAAGAGCAAGGGCAAGAAGGAGAAGACGGAGUAG